AUGUCAUUUGAUGGUUCUGUUCCGUCCGACGAGAGCGAUACUACCCCAGGCCAUUCUGAGGUUUUUGCGGUCCACGCUUCCGACACUGAUUCCUCCACCGAGCCCAGCGUCUUCGACUCAAGCAGCGAGUCCGAAGAUGAGUCCGAAGAUGAACUGGUAUCGGAAGAGGAAGAGGAGCAACUUCCACCAGAAUACUACCUCCACGAAGCCGAGUCUCUUGAUGUCUCCCAGCUUCGACAGAAACGCUACAGCCCGAAUACCCAAAGGCAUUUGGAUGAUACGCAAUAUUUCUGGGACCAGUCAGAAUUCACUACAAACUUCUACCUUGCUUGGUUCGCUGAUUGUUCUAGGUUCUGCAAAGGCACGAAGCGCGAUCCGGUGGAAUGUUUGUUCUGGCUCUCUGAUACCGAGGAGACGGUCCGCUUCCUCAAGGCUCUCUUCUCCUGGCGGUGUGACCAGCGACGGGGAAAGGAUGGACGUCACACCGCGGGAGUGAAUACCAAAAGCACGCUCGACGCAUUUUGGAAGUGGUGGCAUCUGAUCUACAAGGCCGAGGUUGGACAUGGCGUCAGCAAAGAUAUCCAUGUUAAGAUCCGUGACGUGCUUGCGAUAGUUGCAACAGAAAAAAGCCUUUCUCUGAAAGGUCGACCGAAAGUGACUAUGUAUGUCGAAGAUGUGGCCGAGUUUGCACGAGUGGUUCUAUCUACAACAGAAAUGACCUUUCCUUGUGGCUGGUACCGGAUACAACUCCUUCUUUUCUGCCAGCUAGCUGCUAUCACCGGUAACCGUCCGGGGGCACUAUUGAAACUUCGCUUCCAGGACCUCAAGUUGACAUUAGUUCGAGAUCCAAAUGGUGGACGACCCCGACUGUUCAUUUAUUUGAGGCCGGAAUUCACAAAAACAUUUCUUGGCGGAAAAGAGUCGAACACGUUCCCAAUUCCGGAAAUCAUCUUUGAUCCCACCCUGGUUCUCAGUCCUCAUGUUUUUCUGCUGGGUAUGCUCUUCAGGAUUGGUGCAUUCAAAAGUCUGUCCAAAGACGGCCCUGUGAUGGAUUGCCCUGAGAAAUUGUACCGUCUCCGGGUCCUCCAUGGUCUUGGUGAGCAGGAACUAAAGCUAAAAGACGAAAUUCUCGAUCAAAAUGUGUUUUGCCAAGCACUACGGGAGCCUGGUGGGAUUCGAAUUGCAACAGAAGAAAAACUUACCAAGGGAUGGCUGAGUUACCGAAUGAAACGAGGUGGUGAAAUUACAGGUUUCGCGGAAGUCGCGAAGCCCUACUGCCUCCGAUACGGCGCAGCAAAAGCGUUCAACGAUAGCCCGGAUGUGUCCAGUGAACUACAGAACGUGAUGCUGCAGCAUGCCAGUAUCGAUACUUUUGUUCGGCACUACAGCGUGGGUAUUCAUGUAGAUGCCCAGGCAAUUGUACGGGGCAUGCCCGCUCAGAAGCAGCUCAUGCGGUUUGCCUCCUCGAUGAGUCGGUCUAUUGAUCCCCGCAGACCAUAUCGGCUAGAGGAUUCGAGCUGUAUCAAUGAAAUUCCCCGUGUCCGCACUCUGGAAGAAAGGAAGCAGGCGCGGAAACAAGUUCGAGAUGCUAAGAAGCGCACCUAUGAAGAUGCCCAGGCUGCAUUGCAACGGGAGUUUGGUGAUGAUCUUUUGCGGAGGGACUCCCCUCAUCUCGGAAAGAUCCAGAAGCGACGGAAAGCUCAAGAGAAAAGUGUCAAAAAGUUGCGCCAAAAAUUGGAUCAUGCAGACGAGCAGUAUGAUCGAUCAGUCAAGCAACUACGGAACGAGAAAGGGCGACAACGGCACCGCUUGAUUCGUGAGAACCUGGAGCGUUACAAGAACGAGCAGCCAGUGAUCGACAGUGAACGCCAACUUUCCGGAAAGGUUGUUGACGAAGAAGUAUUGGUUGCGCUGGAGCGAACAGGCUACAUGACACCGCAGCAUAUGACAAUUAUCGACACUGUCCUGACGAUGCCAGGUACGACGAUUGAGAAAGAAUAUGAGCGUCGAAUUGCUGCAAUCAAUGCAGUGAUUGCGCUCUGUGAUGCAGAAGAGGGUGCACCCUCGCGGUCUCGUGUCGCCCGAAAACGCUCCGCCGAUGCUGGCGAUAUGCUACCGACUGCCCCCCCUGCCUAA
Molecule: messenger RNA, 2136 nt
Organism: Penicillium brevicompactum
Lineage: Eukaryota; Fungi; Ascomycota; Eurotiomycetes; Eurotiales; Aspergillaceae
Product: DUF3435 domain-containing protein
Exons: 4
Coding region: 1-2136 (711 amino acids)
Source: RefSeq, a predicted model, not a curated record